Messenger RNA from Rhipicephalus sanguineus (brown dog tick), 1307 nucleotides. RefSeq lists its product as uncharacterized. The record is from RefSeq and is a predicted model, not a curated record. Gene Ontology annotation, molecular function: nucleic acid binding. The transcript has 3 exons. Bases 282 to 1307 code for a protein of 341 amino acids. Lineage: Eukaryota; Metazoa; Arthropoda; Arachnida; Ixodida; Ixodidae.
AGCAGCCGUACCCCACGAGGAGCAUCUUGCGUCAUUAUGGGGGUGGUGAAAUACCACACUGUGGAAAGGUUCGCCUCGCCGUGCAGUUAGACAAGCGACACGUUCUGCUGGAGUUCUUCAUAGUAAAGAAGAAGCAAGCAAUUUUGGGCCUCGAGGCUAGUGAGCAACUUGGUCUGGUCAACAGAGUCAACGCGGUGGACAACAGCGACGGAUACGCAAGCCUAAAGCAGACAUAUCCAAGACUAUUCACCGGCAUUGGAAGGACGCGGCGCGAGUACAAAAUGGUGCUUCGAGAGGACGCUGUCCCCGUAGUACAGCCAACCCGGCGCGUGCCUUACGCACUCAGAAAGCCACUCAAGAAAGAGCUCGACCGGAUGUGUGCCGCGAACAUCAUUGAGAAAGUGGAAGAGCCGUCGGACUGGUAUGUUCCAGGCAGCAAAUUAGUUGUUGCUGACACCUUGUCAAGAAUCCCCGCACAGGAACACCCAGGCAAGGGCACAACAGAUGUUGAAGUUCAUGCUGUUGGCGUCCUUACUUCAAGUGUGGGUCCAGCCACCCUCUCCCGUCUGCAGGCAGCAACGGCCAGUGAUGAAACGCUGCAAGAUGUCAUUUUGAGAUUGCAGUCGUCAAUCCCACAUACAAUUUCAAGUCCGCAUUUUCCCAGAUCCAACGGACUCGCCGAAAAGGGCGUCCAAGUGAUCAAGCGCAUUCUGGACAAGACGGAGAGGAGUAAAGAGGAUUUCUAUUUGGGCCUUCUGAACUACAGGGUGUGUCCUCUUGAGGGUGGCCGGUCGCCAUCAGAGCUGCUGAUGGGACGAAGUCUCAGAACGCUGCUUCCAGAUUUCUCAGUGUCACCCCCAAGGCCCGUGCGAAAACAUGUGCAAGCAAAGACCCCAAGAAGGUCACUUGCUCUAUUACAGAAGGGAGACGUCGUCCGCGUUCUCAAUGAUGGUAGAUGGGAAAUAAAAGCACAAGUCCAAGAUCUCGUGGCGCCAAGGUCGUACACCGUUCUGACAGAAGAUGGCCAGGUUUUCCGUCGAAAUAGACAACACCUCCGCAAAACGCCAGAAGCGUUCUGUCGAUUCUCCCAUUACAACGCCGACGACAGCGACGACACCUCCGAUUCAUCUACAAGUGGAGCCAUACCGCAGGGGCCAGAACCUCCGCAGGGUACGCAGGACCGACCGCCAGCCGGCACCUCAGGCUUACCGAACACUGACGACUUCUGCCGACGAUCCACUAGACAACAAAGACUACCAUCUCGCCUGACCUACACUCACGGAUUCCAGCAGAGUGAAACAGCCUAG